Cyprinodon variegatus (sheepshead minnow) is the source of this 2592-nucleotide messenger RNA. RefSeq names its product BSD domain containing 1 (gene bsdc1). The record is from RefSeq and is a predicted model, not a curated record. Gene Ontology annotation, cellular component: cytoplasm. The coding region runs from base 87 to 1343 and encodes 418 amino acids. Lineage: Eukaryota; Metazoa; Chordata; Actinopteri; Cyprinodontiformes; Cyprinodontidae. The transcript is spliced from 11 exons.
CCCGUCGCAGUCUGACGUUGGAAAUGUUUGAUAUCUACGAACUGGGGUCAGAGUUCACCAUGUACUGAUGAUGUCAUCGUCUGAAGAUGGCUGAAGGAGAAGGCUGGUGGGGAGGCUGGUUCCAGCAGAGCUUCCAGGCCGUGAAAGACAAGUCAUCUGAGGCCUUAGAAUUCCUAAAGCGAGACCUGACAGAGUUCUCCACGGUAGUUCAGCAUGACACGGCCUGCUCGAUCGUGGCUACAGCCAAUGCCGUCAAAAACAAACUAGCUGUGGAAGGGUCUUCAGAGACCACAGAAAAGGUGAAGAAGAGCCUGUCUGGUUUCUUGGGGGUAAUAACAGACACCCUUGCUCCACCUCCUGAUAAAACCAUCGAUUGUGAUGUGAUCACAUUGGUGGCAACGCCAGCAGGAACCACAGAGGUCUAUGACAGCUCUAAGGCACGCCUCUACAGUUUGCAAGCUGACCCAGCGACAUACUGCAAUGAGCCUGAUGGUCCACCUGAGCAGUUUGAUUGCUGGCUGUCCACUUUCAGUCUGGAGGAAAAGAAAGGAGAGAUAUCAGAACUUUUGGUCAACAGCCCGUCCAUACGAGCACUUUACACCAAAAUGGUUCCUGCUGCGGUAUCCCAUUCAGAAUUCUGGCAGAGGUAUUUCUAUAAGGUGUUCCAGCUGGACCAGGAGGAGGCAAGGAGAGUGGCCCUGAAGCAAAGAGCAGAGCAAAGUGCCCACACCGAGACGCUGGGAUGGGAGGAGGAAGAGGAGGAUGAUUUUGUUGGAGCCACCUCACCAUCCCAUCUCAACCUUAAACCCCCACCAGACAGCACCCCCCCAGCUCCCACAGAGACGUCCUUGAUGAGUCCGGUCCUCUCUCCAAGCGACGAGCCCAACUCCACCCUCUCAGUCAGCAGCGACAGCGUCAGCCUCCCGACGCAGGUGGAGUUGCAGCCUCCUGCGGUUUCCGUAGAGCUCACCAAGAAACUGAAUGAAGCAACGUUGGAGGAUGUUGUUGAGAAAAAACUAGAAGAGCAGAAACCUGGAAAGAUUGACUCUCCCCCUGAGGCCCAGGUGGAACCAGCCAAUGUGGUUCCGGUGCGAGGCGCUGGUACCAAACAACCAGACGUUAUAAAAGAGGAUGGGCCACAAGACCUGAGAGUGUUUGAGCUCAACUCUGACAGCGGAAAGUCGACGCCCUCCAACAAUGGCAAGAAAGGGUCCAGCACAGAUGUGAGUGAGGGCUGGGAGAAGGAUUUUGACCUGGACAUGACAGAAGAAGAAGUCCAAUUGGCUCUGUCUAAAAUACAGGAUUCUGGAGAGUUGGAUGAAGACUGGGAGAACUGGGAGUGAGGGUCUUGCUGCCAAAGCAGGUCUCGGCAGAUAAACCAUGCUUCUCGUGUUUUAACUCUUUCUUUCCACUCUGUCACCAUGUCAUGAUUGGGGGGGAGGGUGUGUGUGUGUGUGUGUGUGUGGCUAGUUUGGAUCAUGUGGUAAUCCUGUUGAAAAAAUGAACACGAUGAACUCCGUCGGCAGUGAGAACCGGACUGCUUCAUCAGCCGUCAGAGCAGAUCAACCUGUAGAGAUGGUUUCUGAUCGUCCAUUUAGGGCGCUUAUGACACUACUAUACGGCAGGCUGCAUUUCUUCUGGCCUUGAAGCUAAUCAGAAUGUUAGAUGCUGCAGCAGCACAGAGUUGGUUUUUUUUUCUCUUAUCCCAUUAAAUACAUCUCAUGUUGCAAGUCUUAAAGGUAUGCCAUAAACUUUAGUGCUGCUUGUCUCCUUUCUAAGAUGAAAGCGAUCAAUGAAUGGUGUCCUUGUCUUUCCUAAUUUUUUUCAUCCUUUUCAAACAAGCAAAACCAGGAAAUUGGAAAAAAGAAAAUACUCUGGCCUUCUUUUCAUUUUGGAUUCCUCCUGACUUUGGUCGUAAGUCCUUGCAGAAAACAUCCAAAUGUCUCCCUCACUGGUUCGCUUCUCUUUGAUAUUUAUUUCCGCCUGCUGCCCUUUAUGUUAGAAUGUUGUUUUCAAACACGUCUUGUCUUAUUAGAGGGGACUCGUUUAUCAUUGGUCGCAUUUGAAGAUGGCAAAUUUAUACUGCUAUGAUAGCCGAUCCUUGAGUUUAUCCUUGAGUCUAUUUGCUUUUUCCAUAAAGGAUAGUUUAUGUUUCUCUGUUGGUUGGAACGGCUAAGCGGAUGGUGUGCCAAGCAGACCAAGAAGCAAUCUUAGCACACUCCAAGCUUUUCUUUUUCACUUGUGUCUGAGAAAAGUAAGCCUAGAGGUGUAAUAUUUAUACUGGAAUAAAUGCUUAAUUAUUGUAAUUAUCUGCUUUUGAUUGCAUGUCUGUGCAAUGACAUUAUGCAAAAGAUUGUACAGAUGGUAACCGUUGAGUUGUAUGAGUUUUUGUUUGUUGUUUUUAGGCUGUUAUUCAAAUCUUUGUUGCAUGUCUGUAAUUUUCAGCUGUGUACUUUCCUGAGUUGGAGCUAAUUAGCUGUUCUGCAGACAUCCAUCUUUAUAGCUGUCAGGAUCUUUUGCAAACAACUUCAGUCAAUCUCUCAAAUAAUUAUUAUCAUUAAAAAAAUCAUGCCUACUAUAAUUUUGUGUCAU